Prunus mume (Japanese apricot) is the source of this 2282-nucleotide messenger RNA. RefSeq lists its product as uncharacterized. Lineage: Eukaryota; Viridiplantae; Streptophyta; Magnoliopsida; Rosales; Rosaceae. The record is from RefSeq and is a predicted model, not a curated record.
AAAGAUCGUGAGAGUUGUGCUUCCCCACUAUUUUUUUGACUAAUGUUGUGCGUGUUAUUCGGGUUUCUCUUAACAAACACCCUCUGCCUCCUGCCUCUAGACUCAAUAUGUUUUGUUUUGUUUUACGGUGUGAUCAUCAUCAUGUGAUCAUUGGUGGGUACCCAAUCUUAAUGCUGAUGCUGCUCCUGUGACGCUCUUGUUUCUUUUUCUGAUACACUGUUUCUGGGUUCCUCUUCCUGUUCCUGUUCAUCUAUGAUCAAUCAUUCAUCAUCUUCAUCGUGUUUUCUGCAACACAUUCUGUUGUGUUCAUCCUAAAGGGAAGAAACGAAACAAGAAAGAACAGAAAUCUGUUUGUUGUUGCAUGAUUUCUGUUCAUCGUUUUCAUGUAAAAAUAUGAAGUCCUCCCCCAAUUCUGUGACUUUACGUGCAGAUCCAAGAAGCGGGAAAUCACGCCUUUGUAACGUUCUCCCGGCAGCUUCUCUGCUAUGUCUACUGUUUCUCAUACUCACCUUAUCAUCAGAGUACAAAGAAGAGAAAUCAUCACUUUGGAGAGUCACAAACAGCUUGCAGAAUCUAAAGAACAAAUGCAAGAAUCAAUACAGGCCUUAUGGAAGUGAGGCAUUGCCUCAAGAUAUUGUCUCCAAGACUUCUAAUUUGGAAAUGCGGCCCUUAUGGAAUGAAAAAAAGAAACGCUCAAAAUCUUCAGUUAACUUGUUGGAGAAGAAAGGUGCAAAUUCAACUAAUUUAUUUGCGAUGGCUGUUGGUAUAAAGCAAAAAGAUCUUGUCAGUAAAAUGGUCAAAAAGUUUCUGUCAAGUGGUUUUGUUGUGAUGCUUUUCCAUUAUGAUGGUAUCGUCGAUGAGUGGAAGGAAUUUCAAUGGAAUGAUCUUGUUAUUCAUGUAUCUGCAAUCAAUCAAACUAAAUGGUGGUUUGCCAAGCGUUUCUUACAUCCUGAUAUAGUUGCUGAGUAUAGUUACAUUUUUCUCUGGGAUGAGGACCUUGGAGUUGAAAAUUUCCACCCCAAACGGUAUGUAUCCAUUGUUCAAAAGGAAGGCCUUGAGAUAUCACAACCAGCACUAGAUUAUUCCAAGUCAGAGGUGCAUCAUCUAAUUACUGCACGUUUGAGAGGAUCGAUAGCACACAGAAGGACUUACAAGGCUAGUAACAAUGGGAACGGUUGUGAUGGAAGCAGUACAGCUCCCCCUUGUACCGGGUGGAUAGAAGUGAUGGCUCCUGUUUUCUCGAGAGCUGCCUGGCGCUGUGUAUGGCAUAUGAUCCAGAAUGACUUGAUUCAUGCAUGGGGCCUGGAUAUGCAGCUUGGCUAUUGUGCACAGGGCGAUCGAACUAAAAAUGUUGGUGUUGUGGAUGCUGAGUACAUAAUCCAUUAUGGUCGCCCUACAUUGGGAGGCUCAGAUGAAAAUGAGGAAUCAUCACCAAAAUCUAGUGGAAAGGACCAUAGAGUUGAUGUGAGGAGAGAAUCUUACAACGAAAUGAAGGUGUUCAAAAGGAAAUGGGAACGAGCUGUCAAGGAUGAUAAAUGUUGGAUUGAUCCAUACAAGUAAGUAGCAAAGGUGGUUCUAGUGAGUGAGAUGGGACAAGCUUAAGCUAGCUGAGAUUAGGAAUUAAUAUCAUACACAACUUCACCAACUCAAUGUUCUUUAGGAUGCGAUUGAGGGUUGCAUUCAUUUCACAUUUAAGUAAGUCCGUGAGGCUGAAUUUGUUUUGUUCUUCUUCUGCACAAGACAGUGGAAGUGUAAAUGUCGGUAUAGGGAGGGUAUGAGGAGCAAGAAAUCAACCCCCUCCCUCUUAUACUUCAGUUCAGUGAGUAGUGACAGUGAGAACAGCAUAUCACAUUCGUCAUCUUUUUGUUCUUUGGAAGUCUUGUUUUACUCGAAGGUGUUGUGCACUGAAGUUUUGGUGGUAAAAGUGGUUGGUUAAGCGGUAGUAACUAGUAUAUUGAUGGAGGAGGAUAGUAGUUGUAAAGUAUGACGUAGGUACAUACUAAAGAGGAAUGCAAACAAAGAAUGAAGUAGACGCUGCAAUUACUAAUUGGUUUGGUAACCACAAUAUGUCUGUCAGCAGUGCUCUCUCUCUCUCUCUCUCUCUCUCUCUCUCUCUCUCUCUCUCUCUCCAUUAAAAAUUCAGAUAGGGAUGGAGCCUCCUCACAUCUAUCCGCAUGCCUUUUUUCAUUCACACAUCUCUCUCUCUCUCUCUCUCUCCAUUUAUCUAUCUUCUGUAAUACUCAAUGUGUUUAUAAUUCAAGUGGUCAAAAGCAUUUAUCUUU